Molecule: messenger RNA, 7363 nt
Organism: Dinoponera quadriceps
Lineage: Eukaryota; Metazoa; Arthropoda; Insecta; Hymenoptera; Formicidae
Gene: Lpin
Product: phosphatidate phosphatase LPIN1
Exons: 12
Coding region: 1228-4572 (1114 amino acids)
Biological process (GO): cellular response to insulin stimulus; positive regulation of transcription by RNA polymerase II; fatty acid catabolic process
Cellular component (GO): nucleus
Molecular function (GO): transcription coactivator activity; phosphatidate phosphatase activity
Source: RefSeq, a predicted model, not a curated record
AUAAACACCGGACCGCGCUCGGCCGCGGUUUCAGUUUGUUUCAGUCGCUUCUACACGCCGGACGUGUCACACGCGUUUUUCACGCUCCUACACGCGCACGCCAGUCACACACACGCACACACACCUGCGUGCACGUGCGAGUACGUACGCCUGCUCUAGCGACUCGCGCGAUUGGCGGCUCUCGUGAGAGAACGGACUUCGGCCAACGUUUCUUCAGUCAAGCGCAGCCGCUCGAGCCCGACGGACGUGCACGUUUGUCUCCGCUCAUCUUCUUCGCGGACGAGUAUUCUGCCGGACCCUGCCUUUCGGAGAGGUUCUCGAGAUUUGCAAAAACAAGUCGUCGAUCUCGUCGAAGACGUCCAAUCGCUCCAGCGCUGUUCGCCGACGGUCACGUGCCUGCAGAGCUCGACGUUUCCCGCGCACUUUUCUCCCGGUGGCCCGCGGCGACGUCCAGUUCGAAACACGCGCUAUCUCCGCCGGCCGACCCACGUGGUACGCCGUCGUAUCGACCAGCGGACGGCCGGCGCGCCGAUUGGCCCGGCCGACUCACGCGCAACGUCAGGUUCGAGCUGCCGUCUGCUGGCAGUGUCAAGUGGACUCGGUAACGUACGCUCGGCGAACAAAGGAUCAUCCGCGGUAAGUCUCUCGCUGGCUCUCCCGCACGGCCCGUCGUCGUAGUUUCCCGCGUCCCGUCGCCUCGUCGAGAUCGCCUCGUCGUUGAACGCGUCGCGCCUGCCGCCACGACGAAUUCGCGCGACGAAAACUCGUCGCGCACGCAGUACUCGAACGGCGGGGGGUGCUUCUCGCGGUGCUCGCUUUGACAGCUCGCAGUGACAGUCGCGCAGCGGAUCGUCGUCGAGUUUUCUCGCUCGUCGGACGCUCUGUCAUCGGUAGCCGAGGAGCCACUUGGGAGCGACGAAACGGGAGGCCCGUCGACGAGACACCACCACGCUCCGGAGAUGCUCGGGUAAAUCGCUCGGGCAUCGGAAAGUCUCGAUUUCCCUCCCCCCGCCGGUUAGGUCUUUCGCACCUCUCUCUCUCUCUCCUUCGUAUCCUCCCCCCCUCCUCUCUCUCUUUUUCCCUUCUUCUCCGUGUGCGUGCAGGAGAGAGUCGCAAGACUGAGAAGCAUAUUAUAUCCUCAUUGCCGCGACCGCGAACUUCGAAUACUCCGCUGAUCGCGUUUCCUCGUUUGGUCGAGUCCCGCGGCCGGUGGUGCGCGGACUUAAGAUGUACAGUAUGAACUACAUCGGCAAGUUCAUCAGUAACUUCCGCGACUUCUACAACGAGAUCAAUGCGGCGACCCUCACCGGCGCAAUCGACGUCGUCGUCGUGGAACAGCCGGACGGCUCCUUCGCAUGCUCGCCUUUCCACGUCCGCUUCGGCAAGCUCGGAGUGCUCCGCUCCAGGGAAAAAGUGGUGGACAUUGAGAUAAAUGGAGAGCCUAGACAGAUUCAUAUGAAACUCGGGGACUCCGGCGAGGCCUUUUUCGUAGAAGAAGUAGGCUCGGACGGGUCCCCAACUGACAGAGAAAUUCCUCCGCAUCUCGCCUGUUCGCCUAUACCGGAUGACAAUUGUUUUCCGCCCUCGCGAUUCAACCUGCUGUCGGAUCUGCCUCCGGAACAGAGGGAGAAAAUUCUCAUCGAUUCGGUUCUUUCCAUCGAACGCGAGAAAUGGGAGCAGAUGUCGGCCUUGCCACCCGAUCAGCGGGAGAAGUUCCUGGUGGAACAGUUCUCAGAUCUCCCGACGGAACAUCGUGAGAAAUGGCUGCAGAUCGCUUCGCUCACCGCGGAAGAGCGGGACGAAAUGUUCAAGGAGAGCUUCGGUACGAUAUCGACGCUGCAGAAACAGCAGAUGAUCCGGGAACAAUAUUCCGCCUUGAAGACCGAGGACAAGGAGCGAUUGUUCAAGGAGAACUUCCCGGAAUUGCCGAUCGAGCAGAGGCAGAAAUUCGAGAAAGCUCUGCUGAGCGACUGGAAAGAAAAAGAGGAGAAAUGGGAAGAGAAACGCGACGUGAAUUCUAAGGACGAAGACGAUGAGAUAUUCGAUAUGGAUGCCAUCAACGACGAAGAGCCCAAGGUGGCGAUGUCGACGCCCAAGUCUUUCGUAGCUGUCACCUCGUCCGAGAGAAUUCGCAAGAUCAGCGUGGUGAAGAACGACUUUAGACCGAUCACGGAUGAUCCUCAGAGCAGCAGCAAGGAAAAGUCCAGCGACGAGUCGAACCCGUCCCUGAGCAAGAAGAACUCGAAGGAGGAGAACGUCGAGGAGGUGAAGAGUAGUGGUAACAGUUCCACCAAGAGGAAACGCAAGAGGAAGAGUAUCAUGAAGAAGAAAGGAUCACAGAGGAAGACUAGCAACGGCAGCAGCAGCCAGACGGAAAUGAGCGAAACCGAUGUGCUUGUUACCGAAGAGUCGGUCAAUGAAACCAUACUGAAGGGUCCUACUCCGGUGUCAGAAAUCGAGAAGAAAGGUGCAGAAAUUGCUACGUCCGCUCACGAUACGCCCGUCGAGAUACGCCCUGAAACCGACUUUCACUUCUUCAGCGACACGGAAGUCACCAAGAAUCAAGAAUCCAGACCGUCCUCGCCUGUUCAGUCGGACACUGAAUUUGAGAUGCGCAAGAUCACGCAGGAGGGCAGCGAGCGGGAGGACGACAAGAGUCAUCAGCAGAGCUGGAGAUGGGGUGAACUGCCUAGUCCACCUCCGGAGCCGGCGCAUAUGUCGCACAGGAACUCGUUGAGCUCCUCGGCGACGGCCAGUCAGCCGAACAAUGCAGAUGCACACCGAUCUAUGCUCAGUGGCAUGUUCUCCUUUAUGAAGAAGACCUCUCGCGUAAGACACAAUCCGGAAUCAGAGGGAAUUUAUCUUAGCGAUCUUAAUGCCGACGAGCUGGAUCCCGAAGUUGCGGCACUUUACUUUCCCUCCUCGCAUCGAGGCCCGACGGUAGUUAAAGAUGGAAAAACAGUCGAUGAAGAAGAUACGGAAUCAGGUAACGGACCGAGCUUACCUCAGAGCCCCAAUAGCGUUGAGGGAGCUAUCGGUGGGCCGAAGUCGGUGGAUAGCGAUUUCGAGGAACCAAAGCACUCGAUAUUCGAUAACAAUGUUGAGAUCAGUCUGUCCCUGUGCGGUGGUUUGGACAGCGAGAACGGACCGUCCAAGGAGGCUUUCCACGAGAAUUUACUGCAGUUCGAGGACGUUUGUGCCGAUCCAAAGUUGUACGAGAAUCCGAGCUUGGUCGUGAAAAUCAAUGGGAAAUUCUACAACUGGAGCACAGCCUGCUCGAUAGUAAUGACUUACGCCGUUUUCCAAAGGCACCUACCGCAGAGCGCGAUCGAAAAUCUGUACACGCAGUACAUGUCGUUGCCGGUGCACGAAGACAAGAAACAGCAGAACAGCGGCAAGCCCGAAAGCCGUAGUGGAUACAGCUCGUGGUUCUCUUGGAGACGUUCCACGCAACCUACUAAAAAAUCGCAAGAUAUUAGUCAAACUGAUGGGAUUGUCGUGCAGACGUCCGAACAAUCUCUGGAAGCCAAGUCUGCGACGAAUGAAGAAAUAUCUUCUACUAACAGGGAAAUAAAGACUGAGCAAACAGUGGACUCGUCGAACACGGCCGAAGUGAUGGAAACCUGUCCGAGAUUGGCAACCGUAAGCAAAGAAACCGCGCUCACGAAGACUGAGAAGACGCGUGAGAGAGAAGGCGAAGGCUACAGUGGCAGCGAGGAUUCUGACAGCAAUCAGAACGAGCCACCUGGCGUAAAGAUGCCCAUGGAAAGAAGACCAUACUACGAGUCCACGGAGAAGUAUCGUAAAACUUUACGACUUUCGUCCGAGCAGAUAGCGAGCCUUGGUCUUAAGGACGGUCCUAACGAAGUGGUCUUCAGCGUGACCACUGCUUACCAGGGUACAACGCGCUGCAAGUGUCACAUUUACAAGUGGAAGUGGGACGACAAGAUCGUCAUCUCCGAUAUCGACGGCACUAUCACAAAAUCCGACGUAUUGGGCCAUAUUCUGCCGAUAGUGGGCAAAGACUGGGCCCAGUCCGGAGUCGCUCAGCUGUUCACGAAGAUAAAAAACAACGGCUACAAACUGCUCUAUCUUUCAGCGAGGGCGAUCGGCCAGGCUAAGGUUACCAGGGAAUACCUAAAGAGCAUAAGGCAAGGGGAUUUGUCAUUGCCGGAAGGCCCCUUGCUCUUGAACCCUACUAGCUUAAUCUCGGCGUUUCAUCGUGAAGUGAUCGAGAAGAAACCGGAAGAGUUCAAGAUCUCAUGUCUCAGCGACAUUCAGGCGUUGUUCCCUGAGGAUUCUAAACCGUUUUAUGCUGGAUACGGGAAUCGAAUUAACGACGUAUGGGCGUAUCGAGCAGUAGGCAUUCCCACAAUGCGGAUCUUCACUAUAAAUCACCGAGGAGAAUUGAAGCACGAGCUGACACAAACAUUCCAAUCCUCAUAUUCGAACAUGAGUUUCAUCGUCGAUCACCUGUUCCCGGCAUGGCGCGAGGACGCGGCCGACGAGUUCAGUAACUUCUCAUAUUGGCGGGAGCCAAUUCCGGAAGUACCGAUGCUCGAGGACCUUUAACCCUCAGACCGAAGCCACUCGGGGGACUCGCCUACUAUUCCGCAACCAGUCAUUCGCUUGUACCACGAACCAUCGUCGUCAUAUUUAAGCUAACUUUUAUACCCUGCGCAUUGACCGUUAGUGGCCUUGACGAGUGUGAUUGUCCAAUGCGACGCGUUAUCAGGAGUUACCUCGGGAAUGCGAGCGGAUUUAUUUCACCACGCGGAGGCAUUAUAACACACGUGAACAAAUUUUAACCAACCAAUCGCGCAGUCCAUCACUCUUUGGACAGUGGAGGAGGAACAUUUGAUUGUUCGGCUUGGACUUAAUUCACUCACUGUUUUACGACUAAAGUUUUUUCACGUGCAAAAUGGCCUUUACUCGAACUUGCGUCGGAUGUUGAGCUUCGUAUUCGGAUGUGAUGCCGGUUCUCGUCAACGCCGAUUAAACCUUAACCUGGAUUUAAACUCUCCUUGGACAGACUUAAGCCUUAGAUUAAGACUUAAUCGGCGUUGAUAGAAACGGAUGUGAGCGGUUAAGCGUGUCAUCUGGAUAUUGUUUAAGUAAUACUUUUGUAGACGGUCUAAAGGGUAAAAAAUUUAUUCGCGCUGUAUCUUACGGACAUUCCAGCUUCGUUGCACACUCAGGUAACAGACAGAAGCAAAACAUUGCGUUGGAAUAUACUUGGUUGCAUAUAUUCGAUAUUAUUAAUUGGAUCUAAUCACACCAGUCAAUGUACACAGCGUGCCUAGUGAUUAGAUAUACGAUAUAAGCAAAUGCUUCGGAUUAACUCAAGCAAAUCUUGUAUACACACACUGCGCUUGAUGAGAUCAAUUCAAGCUCUUAUAAGCGAUACGAUCAAGUCGGCAUUGAAUACACUUUGGAGCAUUGAUAGCCAGGUAAAAUUUCGAACGAUCUUAUGCACGCCCGGCAUCAUCUAUAUAUCUCAUUCUCACAGUGGACAUUCUCAUUAUGCUAGAAAGAGAGAGAGAGAGAGCCUCGCUUAUCACCACACAAUUCACACACACAUACACACACACACGCAACUUUUAUACAAGCAAUCUAAUUGUCUACGUACAUGCUGUGAAUUUUCUACAUUGAGCUGCGUUGGAACUUUGCUUACUGUAAUUGGUGAUAGAGAGAGGGGAGAGAGAGAAGGGGGGAGGGAGGAGAGUAUUGUCACGAUUAUAAUGUAAGAUAUACUAGCAGGUGGCAGUUAGCAGGAGGAAUAUUUAUAUGUCGUUUACGUUCCCUAUUUUUAUUCAGAGAGUCGUAAUUUAUUUUUGUAUGAGAUCUCUAUUAAGUUAGCGUGCUGUGAAAUCGCCAUAUUUGAAAGGAUGAUAUAUCAUUUGCAUUGUGAUAUUUCUGAUCAAUUUAGGGCUUACACAAAGUAGGUUAUGUGUACGGACAUGGACAUUUCCUUUAUGAGGCGUUAACAUGGUUCCACGAGAUACGAACUUAUCCUAUUUUCCGUAGAUCGUACGUGAUAUAAUUUUAAUUUAUUCAAUUGCCCCUGUAAUUACGGUUUUUGUAAUAUUAUAUCUGCCAGCCUUUGUCUUUCGUACGUUACCUAAAACCGCAUCAUUGACAUAUAGAUUAAAUGAUUUUCCUUUUUUUUUUUUAGCUCGGUUGAUUUAAUUGUGAAAGCAUGGUCGGCUAGUUCGUUCCUCUUGCUUCUCCAAGAGUCAUACCGUUGCAGUAAUAAAGGUACAAUUACAUCCAACCAAAGAGGAUAGAGUUAAAUCCGCAAUAGGUUGUCUCUUGUUAGGUAAAAUAAUUAGACUGUAAAUGUUUAUGCAAGUAUAAAUUUUCAUGAGAGAUAGAAAAAUAAAGCUGAAAUCGAAACAUGGCUUAUCAGUGGAAUACAAAUUCUACAUCUGUAGAAUGAAAUAAGUUUCGAUUUAUUUAUUUUUCUAUCUUACCCUUAUUGAUAUACGUAUUUACACAAACACCUGCAGUCCAAUGGUGAUGCAUUCAUUGCAAUGCAAUGAGGUAAGGCGAAAUUACAGCGAACGAAUUGCAAAUAGUUCUAAGCGUAUUUUUUUGUUUAGCCAAAUGUGAUCUAUAGCACGGAGAAAAAUUGACAAGUUUAGUAGAAGAAUUUAGGACCUUAGGUGUUGUAUAGAUUUUGUAUUCCUGUUUGAGAACGCAUCUUCGUUUAAUGAUCAUUUCGAUGUAUAAUAUACAUAUUACGCUACAUGUAGUCAUAUUGUAUAUUUGUAAUUGUUAAAUAUUUAAUUUGUAGCAUUAUAUUCAUUUUGUUAUAAUCCAUUAUUUCUAGUACAAAUAAAUCCAGUCUUUUUAUAAUUCCUUUUAGUUUUGUUUAUGUAAUGUAAUGUUAUAAUUUGUUUAUUUAAUGUAUUAUUAUAGCUAUUUUUCAUAAUAAUGAAAACUGAAUUCUCCAUUUUUCAAUAUAUAUAAGUUUAAAUUUGAAAACUCUCGAGGUAAUAUUACGUAAAAAAACAUGAACGUGUUUCGUACAAUUGGAAUUGUUAGGUCCGAUUAUCUCCUUACUAAAUAAAGUUAAUUUCCACACGAUUGGAGACAUAUUCGAUAGUUAUUUUGUAUGCAAUAUGAUAAUGUUAAAAUUAGCGUUAUAUACGGAAUGAUGUCUAUCGAUUAAGCUUUGUCGAUAACAAUUACCUGUUUAAGAUGAUCUCAUCCUCAUGAUGUAAUAUGUUCCAUUAGAUUCAGUUUACUAAAUUCUUAUUCUAGCUGUAUUAGCACGUCGCUACGCUUCUAUAUGUAAUAAAUGUAUGUCCUUUGAAAUCAUAAACAAUAAAAACCACAAAAAAUGGCUGCUUCAUCGUAA